Molecule: messenger RNA, 1539 nt
Organism: Drosophila sulfurigaster albostrigata
Lineage: Eukaryota; Metazoa; Arthropoda; Insecta; Diptera; Drosophilidae
Product: involucrin-like
Exons: 4
Coding region: 1-1539 (512 amino acids)
Source: RefSeq, a predicted model, not a curated record
AUGAAACUGACGAUCGUCUUUCUUAUUGCAUUGUCGAUCACAGUGCAGCAAAGGAACGCCGAAGGCACCCGGGGCACCCAGCUAGAGGCAAUCAAGGAUCGUGUCCCUGCGAAACGAAGAAACCACCUCACAGGGAACCAUGUAAAACGAGAAAACCACACCAUAAAGAACCCUGUAAAACAAAAAGACCACGUACAAAGAAACCCCGUAAAACAAAAAAACCACAUCACAAGGAACCUUGUGGUUGCGGUUGCAAAACCACGCGAAAGGCAACGAGAAGACCAACACGUAGAAGGACAACGCAUAAACCACCUUGUAGAACUACUCGAAGGCCACCUUGUGAAACAACGCGUAAACCACCCUGUGACACCACUCGAAGGCCACCUUGUGAAACCACUCGAAGGCCACCUUGCGAAACAACGCGAAAACCACCCUGUGAAACCACUCGAAGGCCACCUUGGGACACUACUCGAAGGCCACCUUGUGAAACAACGCGAAAACCACCGUGCGACACCACUCGAAGGCCACCUUGUGAAACCACUCGAAGGCCACCUUGUGAAACAACGCGAAAACCACCCUGUGAAACCACUCGAAGGCCACCUUGGGAAACGACGAGGAAACCACCUUGCGACACCACUCGAAGGCCACCUUGGAACACUACUCGAAGGCCACCUUGUGAAACAACACGUAAACCACCGUGCGACACUACUCGAAGGCCACCUUGGGAAACUACUCGAAGAACUACGAGAAGGACUACUCACAGAACUUCUCGAAGAACCACUAGAAGGACUACACACAGAACUUCUCGAAGAACCACUCGACGAACCACUCGAAGAACUACUCGAAGAACCACUGGAAGAACCACACGAAGAACUACUCGAAGAACAACGGGAAGAACUACUAGAAGGACUACUCGUAGAACCACUGGAAGAACCACUCGAAGAACUACUCGAAGAACCACUGGAAGAACCACACGAAGAACUACUCGAAGGACAACGGGAAGAACUACUAGAAGCACUACUCGUAGAACCACUCGAAGGACAACGCAACCUUGUGAAACAACUCACAGAACCACUAGAAGCACUACUCGUAGAACCACUGGAAGAACCACUCGAAGGACAACGCAACCUUGUGAGACUACUCGAAGAACCACUAGAAGCACUACUCGUAGAACCACUCGAAGGACAACGCAACCCUGUGAGACUACUCGAAGAACCACUAGAAGCACUACUCGUAGAACCACUGGAAGGACAACGCAACCUUGUGAAACAACUCACAGAACCACUAGAAGCACUACUCGUAGAACCCCUGGAAGAACCACUCGAAGGACAACGCAACCUUGUGAGACUACUCGAAGAACCACUAGAAGCACUACUCGUAGAACCACUCGAAGGACAACGCAACCUUGUGAAACAACUCACAGAACCACUAGAAGCACUACCUGUGAGACUACUCGAAGAACCACUAGAAGCACUACUCGUAGAACCACUGGAAGGACAACGCAACCUUAACCACUCGAAGGACAACGCAACCCUGUGA